Molecule: messenger RNA, 2682 nt
Organism: Pongo pygmaeus (Bornean orangutan)
Lineage: Eukaryota; Metazoa; Chordata; Mammalia; Primates; Hominidae
Gene: CREB3L4
Product: cAMP responsive element binding protein 3 like 4
Exons: 10
Coding region: 1187-2374 (395 amino acids)
Biological process (GO): regulation of transcription by RNA polymerase II
Cellular component (GO): nucleus
Molecular function (GO): RNA polymerase II cis-regulatory region sequence-specific DNA binding; DNA-binding transcription factor activity, RNA polymerase II-specific
Source: RefSeq, a predicted model, not a curated record
AAAAGGCUUUUUAACUUGUUGCAGUUUUCCUGCCCCGUGUCCCUCCGUGAAUGAGCAGCGUGCAGCGAGCGUGUGCGCGCAGCUGCGGUUCUCCAUUAACGCCACACUGCUCGGCUUGCGGAGGGGGAAACCCGCCAUCGCGCGCCUGCAGCCUGCCGAGCGAGGCUCACCGCUCCACUGGGGUCAGCGGGCUGUUGACUCCGCUCCUGGGUGAAACCUGAGCUUCCGAGUCACGUGGCGCGCGAAGACAAACCUGGCUGCUCAGGGUUUCCCGGAGCUUUCUCCCAGUUUCCCGGCAAUUCAUAUUCUGGCGCUUACCCCUCCCUUUAGUCUGGCGGAACCCAAUCCCCGCCUGACAAAUAAGUCCCGCCGGCCAGACGCGGUGGCUCGCGCCUGUGGUCCUAGCUGCUCGCGGUGCUGAGGCGGGAGAAUCACCUGAACCCGGGAGGUCGGGUGCUGCGUGGAACCGUGAUUGCACCACCGCACUCCAGCCUGGGCAACAGAGCGAGACCCUGUCUCCAAAAAUAAGAAUAAAGAAAAAAAAAAGAAAGAACUGCGGCCCCAUUGGCCUGACUCUCCUGAACAGCCUAGCUGUCUCGGACCAGUUACGGAAGAGGCGGCCUUGAGAGGGUGGUGUGCCAUUGGCUCGAUGUCCUGCCCCUCCGAAACCUAAGUCUUCAGCUUCCAAUCAGGACUCAGCUUUGGGAAGAGCGCCACGCGGUGGGCGAGGCGAUGCCCUAGUAAAUCCGCAGGUCUCUUGACUCUUUCCGCCUUUGUUUACAACCCUGCCAUGAUCUUCCUGUUGCAAAAGCGAGGGCUACAGAACAGGCAUUCAAGUGCCCUGUGCUCCAGUCACACACAGCCUUUUCUGUUCUUUCGCUAGGAGACACCAAACCCUCAGGAAGAUUUACUAUAGCUAAGAGAAAACUGAAGUAGAAUGGGCGCGGCUACCUACUUCUUAAAUUCCGUUUGUGGACCCUCAGACUCUUAGUCCCCUACUCCCAGAUACAGCGGCCCUACCGUGGCUCCUGGCAAGGUGGCACCCACUUUUGUAGUGUAAGGCUGGGGGCGGGGUUUGGCUGGCAGGUCCAGGAUACGAGAUCCUGGAAGAAAGAAAAGGUGUAGUGUUUGGGGCGGUCAACGGGCUACGCUGGCUUGACAGGGCUGGGCUCUUCAGAACAGAAGCAUGGAUCUCGGAAUCCCUGACCUGCUGGACGCGUGGCUGGAGCCCCCAGAGGAUAUCUUCUCGACAGGAUCCGUCCUGGAGCUGGGACUCCACUGCCCCCCUCCAGAGGUUCCGGUAAUUAGGCUACAGGAACAGGGACUGCAAGGCUGGAAGUCCGGUGGGGACCGUGGCUGUGGCCUUCAAGAGAGUGAGCCUGAAGAUUUCUUGAAGCUUUUCAUUGAUCCCAAUGAGGUGUACUGCUCAGAAGCAUCUCCUGGCAGUGACAGUGGCAUCUCUGAGGACCCCUGCCGUCCAGACAGUCCCCCUGCCCCCAGGACAACCAGUUCUCCUACGCUCUAUGAGGUUGUCUAUGAGGCAGGGGCCCUGGAGAGGAUGCAGGGGGAAACUGGGCCAAAUGUAGGCCUCAUCUCCAUCCAGCUAGAUCAGUGGAGCCCAGCAUUUAUGGUGCCUGAUUCCUGCAUGGUCAGUGAGCUGCCCUUUGAUGCUCAUGCCCACAUCCUGCCCAGAGCAGGCACUGUAGCCCCAGUGCCCUGUGCAACCCUGCUGCCCUGUCAAACCCUGUUCCUGACCGAUGAGGAGAAGCGUCUGCUGGGGCAGGAAGGGGUUUCUCUGCCCUCUCACCUGCCUCUCACCAAGGCAGAGGAGAGGGUCCUCAAGAAGGUCAGGAGGAAAAUCCGUAACAAGCAGUCAGCUCAGGACAGUCGGCGGCGGAAGAAGGAGUACAUUGAUGGGCUGGAGAGCAGGGUGGCAGCCUGUUCUGCACAGAACCAAGAAUUACAGAAAAAAGUCCAGGAGCUGGAGAGGCACAACAUCUCCUUGGUAGCUCAGCUCCGCCAGCUGCAGACGCUAAUUGCUCAAACUUCCAACAAAGCUGCCCAGACCAGCACUUGUGUUUUGAUUCUUCUUUUUUCCCUGGCUCUCAUCAUCCUGCCCAGCUUCAAUCCAUUCCAGAGUCGACCAGAAGCUGGGCCUGAGGAUUACCAGCCUCACGGAGUGACUUCCAGAAAUAUCCUGACCCACAAGGACAUAACAGAAAAUCUGGAGACCCAAGUGGUAGAGUCCAGACUGAAGGAGCCACCUGGAGCCAAGGAUGCAAAUGGCUCAACAAGGACACGGCUUGAGAAGAUGGGAGGGAAGUCAAGACCCAGUGGGCGCAUCCGGACCGUGCUGCAUGCGGAUGAGAUGUGAGCUGGAACAGACCUUCCUGGCCCACUUCCGGAUCACAAGGAAUCCUAGGCUUCCUUAUGGCUUUGCUUCCCACUGGGAUUCCUACUUAGGUGUCUGCCUUCAGGGGUCCAGAUCACUUCAGGACACCCCAAGAGAUGUCCUUUAGUCUCCCUCUGCCUGAGGCCGAGUCUGCAUUUGUUUGCAUAUAUGAGAGGGUACCUCAAAUACUUUUGUUAUGUAUCUGUGAUUUUCUGUGAUUUUAUUUCUUCUUUGGGGAUAGAGUUGAGGGGAAAUAAGUUUUGAGUGAGAAAUAAACGUUUUAGCUGAAA